CUUUCGGCUGGGCCCUGGCAACACGCUCGCAGGGUCUUUCCCAAGCAUGAUUUGUGGCAAACAGGCGUGCGUUGGCAAUCAGCUUCCUCGCCCAGCUGUCACCACCCUUUCCGAAUUGAGUCAGCUUGCACACCCUACGAACCUGAUUGUGUUCGUAGCUUUUCGCCCGGGGAUCGAUUUGCAGCCGUUCUGGUCUUCUCCGCUUCCGAGCCGGCCUGCAUUGUGCAUCUGAUUUCUGCGGCAUUUGUUUUGUCUCCCCGGGUUGCCGACCCUCAACUUCCA
Dicrocoelium dendriticum is the source of this 282-nucleotide messenger RNA. The record is from the annotation of a GenBank genome assembly. NCBI's taxonomy places the organism in Eukaryota, Metazoa, Platyhelminthes, Trematoda, Plagiorchiida, Dicrocoeliidae.